Cylicocyclus nassatus is the source of this 819-nucleotide messenger RNA. Lineage: Eukaryota; Metazoa; Nematoda; Chromadorea; Rhabditida; Strongylidae. The record is from the annotation of a GenBank genome assembly.
AUGGACAUAGGAAGUGGCGAAGGAUACCCCGAGGCAUCGUUGUCGAAUUUUGCGCCUCAUCCCUUUGAGAUUGACGGUGUGCAGUGCGCAUCUAUGGAGGGUUUCCUUCAAUCGCUGAAAUUCAAAGACCCCGAGAUGCAGAGGCACGUCUGCACAUUGGUGGGCAAGACCGCCAAAUUCAAGGGCAAGCGAAAAAAGUGGUGGCAGACACAGACCCUAUAUUGGCAAGGUGUAGAAUACAAGCGUGAGAGCGAGGAAUAUCAGGCUUUGUUGGAUAGGGCGUUUGAGGCUCUGUCCCGAAAUUCGGGAUUUGCACGGGCGCUUUUAGCCACGGGCAACGCAACGCUGACACAUAGCAUAGGCAAGCGAAAGAAAACGGAGACGGUCUUGACAAUUUCGGAGUUUUGUUCCCGUCUUACGGCUAUCCAAAACCGCAAAAAACCGCUUUAUAAUCCCCGAAUAGGGCAUUUUACGUUGGUGAAAAUCCCGAAGACCGCCGAGCCGAUAAUCGGGACUUUCGUGGAGGAACUGACCCCCGAAGGUGCGGACACAAGGCGUUCUAUCAGUUGCGAGAGGUACAAGACACGCUCGGGCGUGUACUACAUAGAACUGACCGAAACAACGGCGCACCGAAACACGACGGCACAAGGGACACAACCCGAAUACGGCAAGCCGACGUAUGAAUGGUGGCAGUUCCGUCUUGACGACGUGAAUAUGCCCUCCAAGGCUGACAUUAUCGCAAUGUUCACAAGCCUCGCCCCUACUCUGAGGGCGUUGCCGAUAACAACAACAGACACAAAACCCGAAAAAGCAACAUAA